AUGAUUGCCAAAAUCGAGCCGGAAGAGCACCAAAUCCACCAGGAUCUCGCACCGAUCAUCGUUGCGGGCCUAAGGUCCACGCCUCGCUCCUUCCCUUCAUUGCUUCUUUGGGAUGAAUAUGGACUUUCUGUAUACGAGAAGAUCACCAAUUCAAAGGAUUACUACCCCUCACGAGUAGAGGCUGAAGUUCUAAGAGAUAAUGUUGAUAGUAUCAUCUCAACCAUUGCUCCAAAUUCUGUGAUUCUCGAGCUCGGAAGCGGCUCCCUCCACAAAACAGGCAUCCUACUCUCAGCUCUAGCAGCCGCCAAAACCCCUAUUGACUACUACGCCCUCGACGUAUCCGCAUCCUCCGUCUCCCAAUCUCUAUCCGACCUCCGAACCCGCCUCAAUCAUUCCCCCCACGUACAAUGUCACCCCCUCAUCCUCACCUACGCCGAUUCCAUCCAAUGGCUCAUGGACACCCCCUCUCUUCACAAUCGCGACAUCCAUAUUCUCUGGCUCGGAAGCUCCAUUGCCAAUGAAAGUCCCAAGGAAAUCUCAACCCUGUUCACCGGCUUCGCACAUGCGUUUCGUCAUAGUGGGUUGCGCAGCUUGAGGUUCCUGGUCGGUGCGGAUGGCUGUAAGGAGAGAGAGUUGGUGCAAAAUGCUUAUGAUACGAGAGACGGGUUGAGUAGGAAAUUCGUGUUGAAUGUUCUGACUAAUGCCAAUAGAGCGCUAGAAGUAGAUGUUUUUGAAGAGGGAAAGUGGGCGUUUAGUGGGGAGUGGGAGGAGGGUAGUGAACAGUAUAGAACUAGUAUUGUGGCAGUGGAAACGCAGAAGUUAAUCCUAGGAGAGGAAGAGGUAACGGUGAAUGAGGGCGAGAAGGUCACGGUUAUCGUCUCGAGGAAAGUGGGCAGAAUGGAUAUGGAGGGUUGGUGUAAGGGAACGGGCGUAGAAUUGGGGAAAGUCUGGACGCAUGCCAAGGUGGAUUAUUCUUUCUUCGAAUUACUCACUACUUUUCAGAAGUGA
Messenger RNA from Sclerotinia borealis F-4128, 1008 nucleotides. Lineage: Eukaryota; Fungi; Ascomycota; Leotiomycetes; Helotiales; Sclerotiniaceae. The record is from the annotation of a GenBank genome assembly.